AUGCAGGUGACGGCCCUACCAGAUUCUCUGUGUGGUGUGGGUGCUGUCGACCAGAGCAUCCUCAUCAAGAAGCCAGGGAAGACUCUGAUAUUUGACUUGUUCCCUGUCAAGAAAGCAUCCAGUAUUCCAAAAGAGGUUGAAGAUCCUGUAACAUGCUUCAAACUGCUCUGCCAGCAGAGACGGGCCGCACUUUCUUCCCUGAGACUUGGAGAGUCUGGAACAAAGGAUGUGUCCCUCACUGUUCCAGACACCAUCACCACCUGGGAGACAGAGGCUUUCUGUUUGUCCCAUCAGGGUUUUGGCUUGGCUCCUCGUAAAGAGCUCACCGUCUUCCAGCCCUUCUUCCUCGAGCUCAGUCUGCCCUACUCCAUCAUCCGGGGAGAGCACUUUGAACUGAAGGCAACCACCUUCAACUACCUGUCAAGCUGCAUCAUGGUCACUGUGACUCCAGCACCCUCUUUAGAUUACACCCUCACCCCCCUCUCUGGUGACCAGUACACAUCCUGUCUGUGUGGCAGUGAGCGCAAGACCCUCAGCUGGACCAUGGCCCCCUCAGCCUUGGGUGUUGUGAAUGUGUCUGUGACUGCUGAGGAUGUGGGAUCCCACGCUUCAUGUGACAAUGAGAUUGUGAGCGUGCCAGACAGAGGUCGUAUCGACGUAGUCACAACGAACACAACAAAUCUAAAGAUCCCCUCCAGACAUGUAUUAAGAUGUGAUGAUGUCAUGCGCAAGGUUAUCCCCUUUGGCGGCUCGUCCAGUAGAAAUCCAGGGUUUGGAUUCAAGCUUACAUCUGGCACACAGGUGUGA
Siniperca chuatsi (mandarin fish) is the source of this 807-nucleotide messenger RNA. Its product is annotated as alpha-2-macroglobulin-P-like. The transcript has 7 exons. The coding region runs from base 1 to 807 and encodes 268 amino acids. The record is from RefSeq and is a predicted model, not a curated record. Gene Ontology annotation, molecular function: endopeptidase inhibitor activity. Lineage: Eukaryota; Metazoa; Chordata; Actinopteri; Centrarchiformes; Sinipercidae.